AGUCGCCCACAAUAUUAAUCAACACACAUGCGACACAUGGAUUGUACGUCACAAUUUACAUGUAGACUUAUAUCAUCCCGCCGUACGUCAGACUAGAGUAGACGUGUGUUCAUACACAGACAUUGUUUUCUUAAACUUUAUUUUGAUAACAGAAAAAUAUUAAUCGCAGAGAGAAGUUGAAGAGGGAGGGCCCGAGUAACAUUGAACUGGCGUUGACUUUUGAGGAACUGGUGACGUAUUGCGUCCCUGUUUUUGCCACCAAGGCGACACUCUGGGCAGCACAUUUCAGUGUUGCCUAAGCUGAGCACCGAAAGGACUGCGAAACUUGGGCUUCAGUAAUACGUUAACCCGUCACUUUUACAAAUGGACACACAAGCACCUGAUAAUAAUCAGCCUUCAACGGUUGCACCCGCAAGCGGUGGACUCAGCACAGAUACCAUCAUCAUCAUCGUGGGAGCCGUUGCUGGAACGCUCUUUCUUUUCGUCAUCAUCAUGUUGUGCAUCGUCGGUUGCAUGUAUCAUCGAAAGUCAAAGAGAAAUGACGACGAUGAGAAUGCGGGCAAUGUGAAAAAGUUGUCGAAAAAGUCGAAAAAGUCGAAGCAAUUACAGCAGUCAUUAGCAGGUCGCGACAGAAUAUUCAGGCCGGUGGACUGGAAUGACCCGGAAGGACCCGAAGGAAAACAUGACAUUUCUGACAUUGAUCAGAUACUCUUUGAUGAGAGCCGAAGUCGAAGAGGAUCUGUCGCCGUAAGGAAUCCAGCUUACAAAGAUGAUGACGAAAUUCAAAUGGAGAAUAAUGGAUACCCUUAUAGAAUGGGUAACGGUGUUCCUUCGCGGCCACCCAAUCUAGAGAUGCUUCCCCCUGAACGCCGCCAAUCGACCAAAUCAAUCGCCUCGUCAAAGCGUCCAUCUCUACCCCCAUCUUCCCCCACGGAAUCAACCCAGAUCUCGAUCCUUGACAUGCAACGCACGUGGGGUGGACCAGACCUGACAGCGGACAUCGAGGAGGACUUCGGCCACCAGGAGUUUAACCGCUCGAGGAGGACCAGCCGCUUGAGCACGGUGUCGGGUGCCCACAACGACCUGGAGAUCGACUUCUCGGUGUUCGCUGGAGGCGGACGCGGGUCUGCUCUGCAGAGUCAGGAGAAUACUUUACGACGGUCGUUCCGAUCGCGGAAUCAGGCAAUCGUAGAUUUUUACGAGAGCGGGUACUCGAAUUCGAUCGGUGCGCGGUCAGCCGCCUCGCUACCGAUGUCGAAAUUGGACUAUCAGAUAGAAUCUGAUGAGAAACCGAACGAUGGCAGCGGUUGGGGCACGGGUAAUAGACUUCUUUGGCAGAAACGCCAGUUCCAAUCAGGAAUAACAUCUCCCUAAUUAGGCUGACGUUAAACUUUGUGCCCGAACAAUAACUUAUUCUACGAGAUGGUCGAUUCCAUUGAAGGAAAAGGUUUCAUCUUCAAACUGAUCGAUAUUUCAUGCAGUUUGAAGUGACGCAAUGGCGUAACCAGCAUAGGAUGGCUCUGGAGGAAGACCCCGCCCCCCCCCCCCCCCUUUCCCCGCCCUUUGUUUGAAGGCGUAGAAAGGUCAAUCCGCAGUUUGUGUGCGGAGUGGUUUUGGUUAAUCCACCCAAAAUCCGAAAAAGGAUCCACCCCCUUUUUGUCGAUAUCUGGAUAUGCUAUAAGAUGUUACGUCUGUGUGUGAUUCAUGAUGUAUAGAUGUGAUUCAUAAUUUUUAUAGAUAAUAAACAUUAUAUGAAAGUUUGUUAAACUGAUUUGCAAACCAAUAGAGAGAUGGUCAUGCUAAUGCGAAUUCAUUUGCAUUCAAUGCAGAGUUAUCUUUAUAAAUAAAAUAUUAUAUUCAGAUCAAUUUGGAGUUAAAUUUGAACAAAAUAUAUAUUUAUCUAACUUAGAACAUUACCACCGAUCGUUCAUGUUUUGUGAAAAGUUUUCUUCAGAAAGAAGCACUAUAGGCCUAUAAUGAAUACCUUGGUAUGAUAUUAUAUGAUAUAGUGAAGGUGCUUUAAAUAUGAUCAAACAAAUCACAACCAAGAUUUUGAGAAAAUAUUGUUUAUAUUCCAUGCUAAUUUCUUUUCCCUAUUUUGUAAAAAUUAAUACAUUUUGCAAAAACAUGAAAUUAGUUAAUACAUGGUAGCUGCAUGCCCCCCUUGAUUCCGGUUAGUCAUUUCAACAUUCGCCAUACUGCUGGGAGUGGUGUUUCACAUACAAUGUAUAAUGUAUUCAGAAACGAAUAAAGCUAUGUAAAAUAUUGGGAAGUGAAAUUAAGUUACUCUACUGCAUGACUGUAUCUGAAGAAAAUAAAUCCAUGUAGGCCUAUCACAUUUGUAAUUUGUAAUCGCAACGGAGUUACCUUAAAGUUUAGGAGUUGCUCUUUGUAAUCUAAACAAAAUACAAAAAAUAUAUACCCCAUUAGAUAAAACCAUUUUACACCAUCAUGACAAGUUUCAAUUUAGGUAUCAUCAGCUGCUCAAAUGAGUCUUUCUAUUGCGUAGCCGUAUCGUGAACAGGAAAGGUGCUUCCUAACUAUGACAACUUGACUUGUUUUGUUUUGUUUUGUUUUGUUUAAUUGGUAAAUCUUAUUAAAAAAUAAUUGUGAAUUUUUAGUGAGGCCUUAUAUAGUUUUUGCAAUAUGGUGUUGGUGAAUUCGACUAUUGUUCACAUACACAUUGCAAUGUGAAUUGGGACAAAUGUUAAUCUAGACUAAUAUUUGGCUUUCUUUUCCUUGCUAAUUGCAUAAUGGUAUACAGUUACCGAAAUGAAAACCCAUAUAGUAUUGAAAUGGUCGUUUACCAUUUUCUGUAAUUUGUCACUAAUACUAUACACGAACAAUUGCAAAUGUUGAUGUAAUGAAACUUUCCCUCGUUCUUGUUUUGUUUCCUUAUUAUUUAUAUUUGUAUAGGAGGUGAUUUAUCAUAUAAAUAUAAGCAAAUUAUAUUCAGUCAAUGACUCUUUGGAACUUCAUUUUAAAAUGGCUAGUACAUAUUUUAAUGGAUAAACUUUUGACAGCAAAGCACUCUUUUCUCUAAGUUUAAUUAAAGCUUGUAUGUGUAUACGGAUUUUAAUUUAUGUUCAUGGUUAUGGUCGCCCUUUUUGUUCAGCGGUAAACAGUAAUAAAUUAAAUGUACCAAAUUUUAGUUGUGCAUAUAUUGAUGUUUAUUCACAUGAACAAGUACUAUUUCUGUCAAACGGUGUAUGUUGAUAUAUUCCAUGCAAUGUGUGUAUUAUUAUCUUUAUCAGGAGAUGGAUUGUCUAUAAAUAGCCAAGUUAUUAUUGAUUGUAUAAUAAAGUACACCAAAUUACGGUGGAGAGAUUAUAAUA
Strongylocentrotus purpuratus (purple sea urchin) is the source of this 3335-nucleotide messenger RNA. RefSeq lists its product as uncharacterized. NCBI's taxonomy places the organism in Eukaryota, Metazoa, Echinodermata, Echinoidea, Camarodonta, Strongylocentrotidae. The transcript is spliced from 6 exons. The coding region runs from base 364 to 1374 and encodes 336 amino acids. The record is from RefSeq and is a predicted model, not a curated record.